Messenger RNA from Menidia menidia (Atlantic silverside), 1584 nucleotides. The record is from the annotation of a GenBank genome assembly. NCBI's taxonomy places the organism in Eukaryota, Metazoa, Chordata, Actinopteri, Atheriniformes, Atherinopsidae.
AUGUCGGCCAUCUCCGCAUCCGAGAAAGUGGACGGGAUUACGGCCAUCUCGGCGUCGGAGAAAGUGGACGGCUUUACGAGGAAGUCGGUGAGGAAGGCGCAGAAGCAGAGGAAAUCCCAGGGCUCCUCGCAGUACCGCACGCAGAGCGCCCCGGUGGAGCUCUCCCCGCUGCCGCAGCUCAAAGAUGCCCCCUCCACGGAGCAGCAGGAACUGUUCACACAGAAACUCCAGCAGUGCUGCAUGCUCUUCGACUUCUUCGACUCCGUGACAGACCUGAAGAGCAAGGAGAUCAAGAGGGCAACGCUUAACGAGCUGGUGGACUAUGUUUCCACCAACAGAGGCGUGCUGGUGGAGACCACAUACCCGGAGAUCACUAACAUGAUCAGCACCAAUAUUUUCCGAGCUCUUCCACCAAGUGAUAAUCCAGAUUUUGACCCAGAAGAGGAUGAACCCACUCUGGAGGCUUCUUGGCCUCACAUGCAACUGGUCUACGAGUUUCUGCUGCGCUUCUUAGAGAAUCCAGACUUCCAACCCAGUAUCGCGAAGCGGCAUAUUGAUCAGAAGUUCGUCCUGCAGCUGCUGGAGCUGUUCGACAGCGAGGACCCAAGAGAGAGGGACUUCCUGAAGACCAUCCUUCAUCGGAUUUACGGAAAGUUUCUGGGCUUACGGGCCUUCAUCAGAAAGCAGAUCAAUAACAUUUUCCUGCGGUUCAUAUAUGAAACUGAACACUUCAACGGUGUAGCUGAACUGCUGGAGAUUCUGGGAAGUAUUAUCAACGGGUUUGCGUUGCCUCUGAAGGCAGAGCACAAGCAGUUCCUGAUGAAGGUGCUCAUCCCCUUGCACACAGCUAAGGGACUGGCAUUUUUCCACGCACAGCUUGCAUACUGUGUAGUCCAGUUCCUGGAGAAGGAUCCCACGCUCACAGAGCCGGUGAUCCGCGGCCUGCUGAAGUUCUGGCCUAAAACCUGCAGUCAGAAAGAGGUGAUGUUCCUGGGCGAAAUCGAAGAGAUUCUGGAUGUCAUUGAACCGACACAGUUCAAAAAGAUCCAGGAGCCGUUGUUCAAACAGAUCUCCAGAUGUGUGGCCAACCCACAUUUUCAGGUAGCAGAGCGAGCGCUGUACUUCUGGAAUAACGAGUACAUUCUCAGCCUCAUCGAGGAGAACAUCGACAAGGUCCUUCCCAUCAUGUUCGGCAGCCUGUACAGAAUCUCUAAAGAGCACUGGAACCCGACAAUCGUAGCUCUGGUGUACAAUGUGUUGAAGAACCUGAUGGAGAUGAACUGCACUCUGUUUGACGAGCUGACAUCGUCCUACAAAGCCGACAGGCAGCGAGAGAAGAAGAAGGAGCAGGAGAGGGACGAGCUGUGGAAGAAACUGGAGGAGCUGAAGCUCAGCAGCGCCGCUCUGGUCCAGAACAACAGCCACGGGCCCCCGAGUAUCCAGAACAACAACAACAACAACAACAAUAGUAAUAACAACAACGACAAACGGGAUGAGGCCGCCGACGCGGCCGCCGGCACCACGAGCGAAAAGGGCCCUGACGUCACCGUGGCAACCAGCGAUAGCACCCCAUGUGCCAAAUGA